UUUCAUGUUUCACGUCGUCGUGCCGGAGGAUGCAGCCUUUUAAAUGCAGAGCAAGCCAGGGUGUCCAGGGCCAUUAUGAGAUGUCGUCUCUUGGUGCCUCCUUUGUGCAUAUCCGUUUCGAUGACAUCCACUUCUACGAGAACUGUGGUGGUGGCAGCUUCGGGAGUGUGUACCGUGCCAGGUGGAUUUCGCAGGACAAGGAGGUGGCAGUAAAAAAGCUGCUCAAGAUAGAAAAUGAGGCAGAAAUCCUGAGUGUUCUCAGUCACAGGAACAUCAUUCAGUUUUAUGGGGCAGUUCUAGAAGCACCUAACUACGGCAUUGUCACAGAAUAUGCUAGUGGAGGAUCUCUGUAUGAUUACCUGUCCAGUGAUGAAAGUGAGGAGAUGGACAUGGGACAGAUAAUGACCUGGGCAAUGGAAAUAGCCAAAGGAAUGCACUAUUUACAUGCCGAGGCUCCAGUUAAGGUUAUCCACAGAGACCUGAAAUCCAGAAAUGUGGUGAUGACUGCAGACAAAGUGCUGAAGAUCUGUGACUUUGGUGCAUCCAGAUUCCACUCCCACACCACGCACAUGUCUCUGGUUGGCACCUUCCCAUGGAUGGCCCCUGAGGUGAUUCAGAGCCUACCUGUGUCUGAGACCUGUGACACAUACUCCUAUGGAGUGGUCCUCUGGGAGAUGCUGACGCGAGAGGUUCCCUUCAAAGGUCUUGAGGGCUUACAGGUGGCCUGGCUGGUGGUGGAGAAGAAUGAGAGACUGACUAUUCCCAGCACCUGCCCUGCCAGUUUUGCUGAUCUGAUGAGGAAGUGUUGGAUGAUAGACCCUAAGGAAAGACCAACAUUCAAACUGAUUCUAACAACCUUGGAGUCCAUGUCUAAAGACAGCCAGCUUCCUGACCAGUGCAACUCUUUUUUACAUAACAAGGCUGAGUGGAGGUGUGAGAUUGAGGCCACAUUGGAAAGGCUCAAGAAGCUGGAGAGGGACCUGAGCACCAAGGAACAGGAGCUGAAGGAGAGGGAACGUCGUCUUAAGAUGUGGGAACGCAAGCUAAUUGAGCAAUCUAGCGACCCGCUCUUCUUACCAGUCGUUGCAAAGAUUAGCACGGAGUCUUUCUUUGAGGCAAAGAUGGAAGAGUCAAACAGUCUGGAGAUGUCAUGUCAGGUCAUGGCCUCCAGUAACGGGGAGGAGGAUGGAAGCAGUCUUCAGGCUGUCAUGAAGGGCUUUGGGGACGUGUUCGACAUGGACCUGGUGGGCUCCACGCAGCCCUCGGGAGUGCAGCUGAGCAUGACGGCCAAACAGAACUCCUCCAAGUCCAGCAGCAUCCGUGCGGGCCGCAAAAUCAACAUGGCCGUCGGGAUAGGCGACUUUGACUGGUCUGAUGACAGUGACUAGAUGCCACUCUUGUGUUAGGUCCCAUUGGGCAAGGCUUAGGAGUGUUAGAGUGGAGGAGGCUGGUAUCAGCAUGAGCCUGAGCUUUAAACUGCAGCCACAACAAGCCGCCUUGUUGUCCUCAGUUGCUAAAGUGUAGUGCAAUCAGAUCUUUAGAGAAUAACACUGUGGAGAUGAAUGUCUUAGAUUCAAGCGACUUUUUUUUUUUUUUUUACUUUUAGUGUAAUCUUCCCUGCAUUUUGUGAAUUGCAUUUAGCCCAGUUAUUUCAAAGUAAUAACAUUUUUAUGGUAUUUUUGGUACAGCUAUGUAUUUUGUAAAUUAUUUAUACAGAAAAUCUAAAUGCCUUGAUUUUCAAGAGUGAUAUGUGCAAUAUUGAUAGCAUCCAUUUCAGAGGAUUGACUUCCCCACUGAUGCCAUUCAUAGAGUGUUUUAUUGAGCUGCAUGAUGCCAUGCUGCGCCCCAUGUCUGCUGGGCGAGAUGUAUAGAAUGACAUGCUGUGAGGAGAGAGCCUUGGAAUGAGGCUGCAUUGAGGAGGCACCGCUUUUAUAAUAAAUUGACAUUUCACUUCUUCCAAGAUUGGUCAAUUAUACACAGCAGAGAGAGGCUGGUGUGAUGAAGUCUCACCAGGGUGAGUGUGAGCUUGAAAUGGCUUAUACUGACCCGGAGCUCUCCAGACUCAGCCACAGCCCUGUGGUCCAUCUGCGACAAGCACACAUCAUUAUGUUAUAUACAGUACAUGAUUUAUAUGCUGAUUGCUGAGCCCUCUCAAGUCAGUGGCAUUUGUGUCUCUCAAAGUUCAGACAGGAAGUCUUCAAAUCAAGCGUCCAGUCAGGGUUGUUCAUGUGGGUCGUGUGACAAGCUGCAAGUUGGCUUGUGCUUUGAAGGGAUGUACUGUAUAUACAAAAGGUAAUAUGAGAUGUCAUUGUCACUGACUGCCAAGUUAGAAUAUAAAAUAAAUUGCAGACUACAUUUAUAAUCUUAAUAAACAAAAUCCAUGUUUCUUCUGGUGAUUAUCCAAACUAUAACUUGGAAAACUCAUUGUGGUGACAGCGUUUAAUUUACAAACAAGCUGUGAACAUGAAUGAAUGUAUACUGUAGGUGGUGUAAUGCCAGAUUCAGGGACAGAGUGAGAAGAACUGUUGGUCCCAAUGUGUUUAACCUCAGACAAGGAGCCCUCUCAUUUUACAGCUUUAGGAUAUAAUGAUACUGCCAGGAUAAAGAGACUUGAGUCUUUCUCCUUAAGAUGAUCUAGGCAUAAUAACGUACUACAGAAGCUGAAAGUCCAGCAAUGUUGUGUUUUCUCUAACAUGAGGUAGAGCAGCAGUGCUGCAAAAAGCAUGGCUCACUCAUAUGUGUUAAUUGUUUUUGUGCAUUUAGCGCUGUGGCCUGGAGACACAUAUUAACGAUUGCCAGUAAUUACCAUUUACACUAUUUUGUGUGACAUUUCAAACUUUUGUGUGAUUUUUGCAAGUGCUUAAUAUAUAGAUAUGAAGUAUCAUGCACAGAUUUUCAGUCAAUAGUGUGUUUAUUGUCAAAAUGCUUAUUUAAUUUUUUUCUAUGAUACUGUUCACCUUCUAUUCUGUUUACCUUUUGAAUCUAUUUAAAAAGAGGCAGUUUGUUAUGAAUGUCUUAGCUUUU
This is a messenger RNA of Scleropages formosus (Asian bonytongue), 3024 nucleotides long. RefSeq names its product mitogen-activated protein kinase kinase kinase 20a (gene map3k20a). The transcript has 12 exons. Gene Ontology annotation, molecular function: MAP kinase kinase kinase activity; ATP binding; protein binding. Lineage: Eukaryota; Metazoa; Chordata; Actinopteri; Osteoglossiformes; Osteoglossidae. Bases 30 to 1388 code for a protein of 452 amino acids. Gene Ontology annotation, biological process: protein phosphorylation. Gene Ontology annotation, cellular component: cytoplasm. The record is from RefSeq and is a predicted model, not a curated record.